AUGAAACUGGAGCAAAGCCUUAUUACAGAUCAAUCUCAAGAAUGGAGACGACAUCCUGACGCACUUCAAUCCUCGACACAAGGUAGAAAAAGGCUACUCACGUCGUAUACUUUUCAAGACAUAUUUCCGAAGACGCCACAGGCAGCGUCAAGCGACAAACUCUUAGUUUUCAACUCGUACUAUAUGGGAAGUUGGCAAUAUGAGGAGCGACCAGAAGCCGUGUUUCCCUUCGAAAAGAAGCACAUAUACACCGUUGAGGUUGUUGCAAGCAGUAACAACAGUACCCUCGUCUACGUCAACGGACAAUUUCUCUAUGAAUUUCGUCAACGCCAGACAGCUUCUGUGUCAACAAUAGAAGUUGGAGGGGAUGUUUACAUCCAUUCCGUUCAACUUAGAUAA
Messenger RNA from Strongylus vulgaris, 399 nucleotides. NCBI's taxonomy places the organism in Eukaryota, Metazoa, Nematoda, Chromadorea, Rhabditida, Strongylidae. The record is from the annotation of a GenBank genome assembly.